UGUGAGGCUGAGGACAUUAAAACCCCUGGUUGGAACUGAAGCGCAGCUAAAGUGUAAGGUUUCAUUUUGAGGGAGACAGAGAGAGCUACGUUCGACCCGACUCGGCUUCGGUUUCCUCGUCUUUACCUCAUUUAGUGUCAAGCUACAGAGUUUACCUUGCUUUAUUUACCUGAGCAAAACAUCCCAAAAGGAAGUAUUUAUGGACUGCCUGUGGACUAAUUCAAUGACUUUUUUCAGCAGUGGAUGUCUGGAAUAGCAGUAUCGAGGAGGAAUGUGGCGGGACAGUGCGUGUGAAAGGAGCCAUGCCGACUCUGUGGAAGCGUAUCGUGUUCUCGGCAGGCUGCAUACUGAGUAUCGGCUCGGUGGUGCUCCUGGUUGUGGCGCUCUCCACCGAGCGCUGGAUCACUGCGACCAUCCUGUGUCAAACUGGGGUUGAUCUGGUGAACGCGUCGAAGCCGGAGCUCGAACAAUUCACUGGAGAUAUGUACUACGGGCUCUUUCAAGGCGGCAAAACACGGAAAUGCGGUCUCGGCAGUCGUAGUUACAAAAUUUACAUUUUCCCAAAACUGAUUAGGAAAGUCAACAGUGGUCUUCAUAUGAUCAUCAUUUUCUUCCUCUUCUUUGCUAUUGGCUUUGCACUUGUGAGUCUGGCGUUCUGCAUUUACAAUGCCAGAAAAGUGCCUUACCAGUCCAUCAAAGGACCUAUAGGCCUCUAUCUCUGGAACUUCAUAGCAGCUCUGUUCUGUUCUCUUGGCUUCGCCUGUUUCAUCGCAGCAGUUCGGUGCCACCGGUUAACAGAACGUGUGGCGAACUUUCAUGAAAAUCUGUUCCACCUGGUGGUUUUAGAAGAGAACCUGGGAUUUUCGUUUUGGCUCUGUGUUGCCAGCACCGUCUCACAUGGAGCCAAUAUUCUGGUGGUCGCUUCAAGCAAAAUUCAUCUGCCCAAAAUACAAACCAAAAAACCAGAGGAACCUACUACAACAGGAGAUGAUUUACUGUACUGAAAUAAAUAAAUAAAUACAUAGACUCCAAACUUGAGUAGAAAUACACAGGAGCAAAACAGACUGUCCUGGCAGGAGUAUUGAACUCUGCACACCAGCUGUCCCGUACAAAAGGUUGUAUGUUGUAGAAGAAAACGUUUCAUUGUUCACGUGUAACGUGUGUGUAACGACGUCUGAGUCAACACGCUAUUAUAUUUGUGUAUGUUACGUCAUUUUAAUGAUAAAAGGGCAUUGAAUCGGCUCAUUCUGUGUAGACAGAUCUCCAUUUUGAAAGAACUGCAGCAACAUUCCAUUUUAAUCUAAAUUAGUCACUUUGUAGAAUUAUUAAUGCAAAUAAAAAUGUACCACAAAAAAAAAAAAAACAAGCAAAAAAAAAAAGGGAGCAUGGAAGAAUUGAAGUGUGAUGAUAUGGAAUAUUCAGAAUAUUUGUAAUUUUUUAAUAAAUAAAUAAUAUAU
Ictalurus punctatus (channel catfish) is the source of this 1457-nucleotide messenger RNA. It is a transcript of the gene clrn2, whose product is annotated as clarin 2. The transcript is spliced from 3 exons. Lineage: Eukaryota; Metazoa; Chordata; Actinopteri; Siluriformes; Ictaluridae. Bases 303 to 1004 code for a protein of 233 amino acids. The record is from RefSeq and is a predicted model, not a curated record.